Leptonychotes weddellii (Weddell seal) is the source of this 1534-nucleotide messenger RNA. The record is from RefSeq and is a predicted model, not a curated record. Lineage: Eukaryota; Metazoa; Chordata; Mammalia; Carnivora; Phocidae.
UCUUUCUUGGUGCCUGUGUUUUCCUGUCUCUCUACACAGAAUCCUCUGUUGGCUGUGUUCUCCGUGGGGCUUUGUUUCUAGCUGUUCUCUGACCAAGGGCUUGUUCUGUGCAGCUCAGCUCUUAUCCUCUUUGUUCAGCCUCUGGCUUCAACCACUGAAUCACAAAUAUUCUCCAGCUGGGAAUCAGACAAGGGCAGACAUGAACCCAGAAGCCCAACAGGAUGUUUCAGUUUCCCAGGGAAUUCGCAUGAUGUUUUAUAUGAUGAAGCCCAAUGAAACGUCAUUCCAAACCCUGGAAGAGGUGCCUGAUUAUGUAAAGCAGGCAACCCCAUUUUUCAUUUCCUUAAUGCUUCUUGAACUGGUCGUCAGCUGGAUUCUCAAAGGGAAACCACCAGGUCGUUUGGAUGAUGCAUUGACAUCAAUAUCAGCCGGCAUUUUUUCUCGGCUUCCAAGCUUGUUUUCUAGGAGCAUCGAACUGACCACUUACAUUUAUAUCUGGGAGAACUACAGGCUCAUCAGUUUGCCUUGGCAUUCUCCAUGGACUUGGUAUUUAACUUUCUUAGGAGUUGAUUUUGGCUACUACUGGUUCCAUCGCAUGGCCCAUGAGGUUAAUAUCAUGUGGGCUGGACACCAAACCCACCACAGUUCUGAAGACUAUAACUUAUCCACAGCACUGAGACAAUCUGUUUUCCAAAUAUAUACUUCCUGGAUAUUCUACUCUCCCCUGGCCCUCUUUGUACCACCUUCAGUAUAUGCUGUUCAUCUUCAGUUCAAUCUUCUCUACCAAUUUUGGAUCCACACAGAGGUCAUCAAUAAUCUUGGUCCUUUGGAACUGAUUAUUAAUACUCCUAGCCAUCAUAGGGUUCAUCACGGCAGAAACCGUUAUUGCAUAGACAAAAAUUAUGCCGGUGUUCUUAUUAUAUGGGAUAGAAUUUUUGGGACAUUUGAGGCAGAAAAUGAGAAAGUUGUAUAUGGUCUAACACAUCCCAUUAAUACAUUUGAACCAUUCAAGGUGCAGUUCCACCAUUUAGUUUACAUAUGGACUACAUUCUGGGCCACACCUGGAUUCUUCAACAAGUUUUCUGUCAUAUUUAAAGGACCAGGAUGGGGUCCAGGUAAACCAAGACUUGGACUGAGUGAAGAAAUCCCAGAGGUCACGGGGGAGGAAGUUCCCUUCUCAUCAUCGGUGUCUCAUCUAUUAAGGAUCUAUGCAGUUGCACAGUCUGCUUUGAUGCUAGCAUUUUAUGAAGAGACCUUUGCAGAUAAAGCUGCACUAUCACAGGUCACACUCCUUCUGAGGGUUGCCUUCAUUAUCCUGACAUUGACCUCCAUUGGAUUUCUUCUGGAUGAAAGACCUAAGGCAGCUGUUCUGGAAACUUUCCGUUGCUUGGUAUUCCUCAUGUUGUAUAGAUCUGGUCAUCUGAAGCCUUUCAUUCCUUCUUUGUCAUUUGCCUUUGAGAUUUGGAUUGGUACCAUUGACUUCAUAGAAUUGUUGGACAAGUUAUAUCGCCUAACGUUUAUAAAGAAAAAGUAG